AUGGAGAAUUCUUUCUUUCAAUUAUCAUCCAGUGCUUCCCAAUAUGAAGAUUCCAACCACGAACUAGGCAUUGACGAAGAGCAGCAUAUACUCGAGAGCGUCAAUUACGGCCUAAAGGACCGUCUCACCAAAGCCUUUCAGAUCCACCAGUCGGCUCUGAGCACAAAGGCAUCGAGAUGGGCAAGAUCUUUCGUUUCAUUCUUGUUACCAAGUUUCAUUCAUGGCUCCGAGGCCCAUGAAUGUCGCCCUUUCACGUCUUCGCUUGACGGUCUGAGAGGGUAUGCCGCUCUUGCUGUCAUGAACUACCACAUUCUCUACGCCUACCAGGCUAUCGUUUUCUACGGCUAUGGUCUAUCCCAAGAAGCACUCGCAAGUUCAUGUGCGCGACCUGAGGAUUCCCAUGCUAAAACCAAUUGGAUCAUCCAACUUCCAAUUAUACGACUACCCUUCACAGGGACAUGGGCAAUCUCGGUUUUCUACGUUAUGUCCGGCUUUCCUCUGUCUUACAAGCCCCUAAAGGAAUCGCGGGAAUAUCCUCUGGGGUUUGCUAAAGGUGCAGCCGCAGUGGUCUCGAGCUUUCUCCGCCGCCCCAUUCGACUGUUUGGCCCACCCGUUUUAUUCACCUUCAUUACAAUGCUCGGUCUUCAGUUGGGAGCAUUCAAGAGCUCUCAGGCAAUCUCAGAGAGCUCAGGCGGGGUUUGGGCAGCACAGCGUCAGGUGGAGGAACUACCGACUAAACCUCCGAAUGCCGUGCAGCUUGCAUUUAUUCCAUAA
Molecule: messenger RNA, 774 nt
Organism: Penicillium canariense
Lineage: Eukaryota; Fungi; Ascomycota; Eurotiomycetes; Eurotiales; Aspergillaceae
Exons: 1
Coding region: 1-774 (257 amino acids)
Molecular function (GO): acyltransferase activity, transferring groups other than amino-acyl groups
Source: RefSeq, a predicted model, not a curated record